Eimeria tenella is the source of this 879-nucleotide messenger RNA. RefSeq lists its product as uncharacterized. Bases 1 to 879 code for a protein of 292 amino acids. NCBI's taxonomy places the organism in Eukaryota, Apicomplexa, Conoidasida, Eucoccidiorida, Eimeriidae. The record is from RefSeq and is a predicted model, not a curated record. The transcript is spliced from 2 exons.
AUGCUGCAGCUGCUGCGGCUUCUAUGGCUGCUGCUGCUGUUGGUGUUUGCUUUGCUGCGGUGCUGCGUGCGUCUCCCGCUGCUGCUGCUCGCUGCUGCUGCUGCGGGCUGCUAUUUGCUGCUGGUUGCUGCUGCUGCGGAGGGCUGUUAUUUGCUGCUGGCUGCUGCUGCUGCGUCUGCUGGGGCUGCACAGGCAGCAUUUAUUUACUUAGAUGGGUACCGCCGUGCUGCAGCAAACCCAGAGGGCUUUCUAGGGUCUGCUACUGGCCGCAGCACGUGGGCUGCGCUGCAGCAGCACUUCCCGGUGAAGCUGGAGCAGCAGCAGCUGCUGCUUGCUGCUGCUGAGGCUUUGCUGCGGGCUCUGCCUUCCUUUCUUCACGGGCUGCUGCUCGUGCUGCAGCAGCGGCAGCAGCAAAUCCUGCUGUACGGCUGCGCCCACGUCAGCAGACACUGGGUGCCCCGCAGCACUUUCCGGCAGCCGCUGCUGCAGCAGCAGCAGCAGCAGCAGGACCGGGACGCUGCAGCAGCAGGCGUCUGCAGCAGCUGCUUGAGCCCUGAGGAGCAGAUGCAGCUGGUUUCAGAUGCACUUGAACUUUGCUGCUCGGAGGCGCUGCCGCAGCAGCAGCAGCAGAAGCUGCGCUGCUGCAGCGCAUGCAUUCAGUGGAUGCUGCAGGCCUUCCAGGUGCCAGCUGCUGCUGGGGAGCAGCACGCAGCGGACAACGGAUCGGGGACCCAGCAACAGCAGCAGCAGCAACAGUUGCUGCUGCAGCAGCUUUCUGCCCUGCUGCAGCAAUCUGCCAGCAGCACAGACGCCGAGAGGCGGUGUUGGGCUUCAAUACAGAGUGCCAUUGUUGAGGCGCGCGAGCAGCAGUGCUGCUGA